This is a messenger RNA of Lotus japonicus, 2172 nucleotides long. RefSeq lists its product as uncharacterized. NCBI's taxonomy places the organism in Eukaryota, Viridiplantae, Streptophyta, Magnoliopsida, Fabales, Fabaceae. The record is from RefSeq and is a predicted model, not a curated record. The coding region runs from base 1 to 2172 and encodes 723 amino acids. The transcript has a single exon.
AUGGAAUGUAAAACUGCGAUUUCUGCUUUCUCUCAGCUUGCAGGUGAAAGCUUAUGUGAAUCUUGGGAGAGAUUUAAAUCUUUGUUGAGGAAAUGCCCGAACCAUGAAUUUGAUGCAAGGUCCCAAAUCCAUAUCUUUCGAAAGGGCUUACAGCAACCAACUAGGCAGAUUCUGGACGCAACGUCCGGUGGUUCUUUAAUGGCUAAGUCACCCACUGAAGCCAUUCAAAUCAUUGAAGCGAUGGCCUUAAAUGAUCAACAAGAUCAACACAACCGAGGUCCACCCAGAAGAGGAGGAAUGAUUGAGCUUGGAGCAACAGAUGUUGUGUUAGCUCAAAACAAGCAGCUCCAACAACAACUGGACGAAGUAAAGAAAACACUGACAAAUCUGCCCAAACAGCUUAAGGAGAUGCAAGAAUCAUCUUCCAGAAGACAGGUAAAUAGGUGUGAUGUUUGUAUAGGUGACCACCCUACUAGUGGUUGUGACCAGAAUCAAGAAGAAGUGAAUUACUUGGGUAAUCAGCAAAGACAAGGCCAAUAUCAAAAUGCUUAUCCAAGGGGAGGAAAUCAAUAUAACAACAGCAGCCAACCCUGGAGACAAGAUGCAGGGCCUUCUAGCAGCAGAGCACCACCAUCCUACCAAAAUCAACAACACUUUCAGCCGCUCCAAGAUCGGACUUCCAAAUUGGAGGAUACACUAACUCAAUUUAUGCAGGUUUCUAUGUCCAAUCAGAAAAAUACUGAUGCAUCCAUUAAAAAUUUGGAAGUACAGGUUGGACAAAUAGCUAAACAGUUGACUCAGAUGACUACUGAACAAAAAGGGAAGUUUCACGCCAGCACUGAAGACAAUCCUAAGGAGCACUGCAAGGCGAUCUUCACAAGGAGUGGAAAAGAGGUUGGUAGAGGAGUUGGUGAGAAAGUGAGUGAGAAAGAGGAUAGUGAUGAAGAAAAAGAGCAAAAACAUGAUAGUGAAGAUAUUGAGAGAGAGGUGCUAAAAAAUAAGAGUGACAGUGUAAAUAGGCAAGAAAAGAGUGAUAAAGAGAAAACCAAAGAAAAAGGUAAGGUACAGGUAGGUGAGAGUGGAGAGGAAAGCAAACUUGGAGGGAAAGAGAAUGAACUGAAAAACAAAGAGAAAGUAACCCUAAAACCUCCCCUAGAGAAGAGACUUCCAUACCUACAUGCUCCUACCAAAGCAGAUAAAGAAAGGCAAUUCACUCGUUUCAUGGAUAUCUUCAAGAGGCUCCAGAUCAACAUCCCAUUUGCAGAAGCUUUGGAGCAAAUGCCGACUUACGCAAAAUUCAUGAAAGAGUUGCUGACAAAGAAAAGAAAGUUUCAAGAUGAAGAAGUGGUGCAUUUGGGUGCUCAUUGCAGUUCAUUCAUUCAACAUUUCAUCCCUGAGAAGUUGGAUGAUCCUGGCAAUGUCACGAUUCAAGUCACCAUUGGCACACUAGCAGUGGGAAAAGCUCUAAUCGAUUUGGGGGCGAGUAUCAGCCUUAUGCCACUUUCAAUUAUGAAAAGAGCAGGUGGUAUGGAGCUUAGGCCAACCAGAAUGUCUUUACAACUUGCAGAUAGAUCAAUCAAAUAUCCAGUUGGCAUAGCAGAGGAUGUACUGGUAAGAGUUGAUAAAUUUUUAAUUCCCGCUGACUUUGCUGUUAUUGAUAUUCCAGAGGAUGAAGAAGUUCCAAUCAUUUUGGGAAGACCUUUUAUGAGGACAGCAAGAAUGGCUAUUGACAUGGACAUUGGAAAGCUGAAAGUGAGAGUCCAAGAUGAUGAAGUUCAAUUUGAUCUCUAUGAGGCUAUCCAACAUCCAAAGGACAAAGGACAAUGUUUCAAAAUUGAUAUAAUUGAUGAAGUUUGCAGAGAAGCAGAUAAGAAACCUUAUGUGUUUGAUCCUUUGGAGGUGGCCCUCAUCAACAUGUGUUGUUGCUCACAGUUCAAUGAUUUGGAGGAAAAAGAAAUUGAGAAGUGUUUGGAGGAACUUAAUCUUUUGAAGGAAAUACCCCCUGAACAAGUAGUAGUGGAGAAUAUCAAGAAGGAGGAACCAGUGGAAGCUGAUAUAAAGAAGGCUGAUCAGAAACUGGAGCUAAAACUCUUACCCUCUCAUUUAAAAUAUGUGUUUUUGCAGGGUGAAACAGGUAAACCAGUGAUCAUUAGCAGUUCUCUAUCAAGCUGA